GCCAAUGACACCAACUAUCACUACUGGAUUCUCUGCGAUUAACACUUCUCGGCCACUGCUAGAUCCAUCCUGACCGCUCUACUCGGCCCUCAUGAGACGAGAUUCGCAGCGGUAGCAUUCGGCAGGCGGGUCCAUGGACGAAUGAGCCUGCCUCGAAUCGGGAAUGGAAAAUGGAAAGCCCGUGGUAAAUGGCGGCGGCAAGGGCGAGCGCGGCGAGCGCGGUGAGCGUGGAGACCGCCGGACAACAGUCUCGGGCGCGAUACCCGUCGUCAAAGGGAAGAAAGAUGGCCGACCCACGCCAAUCGAAGUCAUGCGUUUCCCAUGGAGCUCCCCAUCUGCCCCCUCGUCUCCCACGGCUGUCGCUCCUCCUGCUGGUGGUCCGGUGAGAAGCUCGGGACACCGAAAAUCCAUAUCCACGAAUCUCUUCUCACGGCUGAAUUUCUUGCGAAGCGGGUCGGAAGAGGGUGCGGUCGCGCAGACACCAGGCGGGAAGAGCAAGGAUCCCGCGAGUCCGACUAAGAGCGUGUUCAGUCGCAAGUCGGUCGAAGAUGAUGACUCGCCCUUCUCGCCGGAACACGAUGAUGAGCCAAGCGCGGCGUUGCAGCACAGCAAGGCCCGCAAGCGCAAAGGCUCAUUGCGGAAGACGGCGCUGCUGGGAGGGAAGCGGAAUAUCACAGAGGGACGGGAGAGGAAAGGCAGCUUGAGUUUGCUGAGUCGACCGUCGAUCUUGAGGACGGGCCAGCACAAGCAGACUCAUGAAGUCGACGAGGAGGUGAAAAGCGGCGAAUCAGGCGCACAGCAGGAUACCAAAUUUCCCCCUCAAGAAAAGAAGAAGGCGUCUGACCCGCUUCCGCUGAGCACCAGACGAGGUUUCACCUACGACAAUCCAAUCGCUGCUAGUAGUAGUGAGAGCGGCUGGACCGAAGCUCCCGCUGUCUCUGCCACUCGGCUAUCCCUUCUGACAGAGCAGCAAUACCUGGCGCCCCCAGUGACCACGCCUCAAAGCAAAGUGAGCGAGCUAGGCAGUCCCGUGGAUGUAAAGUCGCCCACAAGUCAAACCAGCUACACCUCCACCACGGAUGACGACGACCUCCUGACCUUCUCCCGACCAGCUAAGAGCUAUCCGGUCCCGAGCAGCGGAAGUCCCAGCAUCACCGCCGCAUCUCUGUCUUCUCCAGCGUCCUCAUACUUCCCGGUGGAACCCCAUUCGAUCACCGCCACCAGACAUCGCAGUCGCGGGAGUAAACGCUCCUCCCCGCUCUCCCGCAACAUCCCCGUCACGGCUUACUCCGCCUCCGCCGUGGACCAAGAGCCUCACGACUACACUGAGACCGUGUACUGGGGCUGGGUUAUCCUCUUUGUCACUUGGCUCACCUUCACCGUGGGCAUGGGAAGCUGUCUUGGGGUGUGGAGUUGGGCAUGGGAUGUGGGCGAGACGCCGUCGGCGCCACCGGAGUUGUCAGAUGAUCGCACAUUACCCUUUGUUGGGUACUAUCCCGCGCUCAUCGUGCUGACAGGCGUUGUGGCGUGGGUGUGGAUUACUGUCGCCUGGGUUGGGAUGAAGUAUUUCCGCCACGCCAAGAUUGAGGUGUGAGGGGUUUUUCGAGUUGCUCUGAUACCCAUUGAUACAACGUUAGCGAAGGCGUCUGGACUUGGAUCGACUGUAGCUAUCCUACCUAAUCAACAUAAUGCUC
This is a messenger RNA of Neohortaea acidophila, 1694 nucleotides long. RefSeq lists its product as uncharacterized. Lineage: Eukaryota; Fungi; Ascomycota; Dothideomycetes; Mycosphaerellales; Teratosphaeriaceae. The transcript has a single exon. The coding region runs from base 164 to 1594 and encodes 476 amino acids. The record is from RefSeq and is a predicted model, not a curated record.